Molecule: messenger RNA, 492 nt
Organism: Ilex paraguariensis (yerba mate)
Lineage: Eukaryota; Viridiplantae; Streptophyta; Magnoliopsida; Aquifoliales; Aquifoliaceae
Source: the annotation of a GenBank genome assembly
AUGGCUACAUCCAAGGCUAAGGAGAUCGUUUCCGCCAACCCCGUCGUCGUCUUCAGCAAGACGUACUGUCCGUUCUGCGUGAGCGUGAAGAAGUUGCUCACUGAGCUCGGUGCCUCCUUCAAGGCUAUUGAGUUGGACACUGAAAGUUGUUUACGUGCAAACUUUCGAAAGAGUGAGACCAAGGAAAUUGUCCACCAAAAGACCAUAAGGGAGAUGCCAUUGGCUGUGACUCCCAUCGGCCGCCUUCCUAAGGUUUUUCCUUCUUCGACUGGAUCUGCAAAGGAUCUUCGACUGUUUGAAUUAGUCUAUGACUCUGAUGGGAGCGAGAUUCAAUCAGCACUGCGUGAAUGGACUGGACAGGGGACUGUGCCUAAUGUGUUCAUUGCUGGCAAGCACAUUGGUGGAUGUGAUGCCACCACUGCCAUGCAUAAGGGAGGGAACCUCAUGCCAUUGCUAAAUGAAGCUGGUGCAGUUGCUAAAUCUUCAGCUUAG